Centruroides sculpturatus (bark scorpion) is the source of this 723-nucleotide messenger RNA. RefSeq lists its product as uncharacterized. The transcript has 4 exons. NCBI's taxonomy places the organism in Eukaryota, Metazoa, Arthropoda, Arachnida, Scorpiones, Buthidae. Bases 33 to 515 code for a protein of 160 amino acids. The record is from RefSeq and is a predicted model, not a curated record.
UGUCAAAGCCCAAAGCGGACAUCACUCGCAUAAUGAAGAAUAUCGAAGAAAACCACUAUAAAAUGCAUAUAAAAAUACUGUAUUUUUUGAUACUGCUGCUGUUUCUCCUUGUCCUCGUACAACCGUUUAUAUUCAUCUAUUUACUUCAAAACUCGAAUAUUCGAUUGGCUUCACCCGUUACCGAAGAGGGCAAUAUGAAGUCUGGGAAAACUAAUGAGGAGGAUGCCAUCAUCAAUGUCAACGCUAUUGGUCACCGAGCGAAGAAAAGAGAAGUCUCGUAUGAAACCGAAAAAGAUUGCCAAGGGAAUUGUUCUCUGACACCAAAUUCAUCUGAAAUAAACGACGAUACAAUAAAUAUAAAGGGAGAUUGGAAUGUAAAGAAAGCUGAUCUCUUGGAAUACUGUUUCACUGCCGAUGACUUUUGUCAAAGAAACAGGGAAAAAUCAAAAGACGAACAGAAAGACCAUUUUGGAAGAGAAAAGCAACAACAAAAUAACAGUAAGAUAUUUUUUUGACUCUUUUCAUAUUAUAUUCAGAAUUAAUAUUAACGUUGUACAAUUUCAUAAUUGUUUCUUUAAUCAAAUUUUGAAUUUAUUGUACUUUUGAUAAGACACGGGUUGUUUUGCUAUGACAAUAAUUUCUUGGGUUAAGAAUAAUAGAGUUUGUGUUAAGAUUUUCAUUCUGCGCAGUAAAAGUAGUUGUUCAUCUAUUGGAAAAAGUAAA